Molecule: messenger RNA, 1538 nt
Organism: Solea solea (common sole)
Lineage: Eukaryota; Metazoa; Chordata; Actinopteri; Pleuronectiformes; Soleidae
Gene: krt15
Product: keratin 15
Exons: 7
Coding region: 78-1412 (444 amino acids)
Molecular function (GO): structural molecule activity
Source: RefSeq, a predicted model, not a curated record
UCUGCAUCUCAGUCCAUCUCCUCUCCAGGGAAAACAGAUCUAGUUUGCAGUCUGCCGAGACUACACCAGCCGUAACAAUGUCAAGAAUGUCUACCUAUGGUACGAGUGGAAGCCUGGCCGGAGGCAUGGGUGGAACCAUCAUGUCACGCAGGAGCCACAGUGUGUAUGGAGGUUCAGGUGGUACUGGGGCUAAAAUCUCCGUGGCCAGUUUUGGAGGAAGAGCAAGUGGUGGAGGCUACAGCUCUGGUGGAGGCUUCAGCUCUGGUGGAAGCUACAGCUCUGGUGGAGGCUACAGCUCUGGUGGAGGCUACGGAUCUGCUGGAGGCUAUGGAUCUGCUGGAGGCUACGGCAUGGCGGACAGCAUGGACAUUGGGACCAACGAGAAGGCCACCAUGCAGAACCUGAACGACCGUCUGGCCACCUACCUGGAGAAGGUGCGCAGUCUGGAGAAGGCCAAUGCUGAACUGGAGCUCAAGAUUCGCCAGUUCCUGGAGAGCAAAACCGCUCCAAGUUCCCGUGAUUACUCUGCAUUUGAGGCCACCAUUGCCGAACUGCAGGGAAAGAUCCAGGACGCCACCAGUGUCAACGGAGGCAUCUAUCUGGCCAUUGACAAUGCAAAACUGGCAGCAGACGACUUCAGAACCAAGUAUGAGAAUGAGCUUGCCAUGCGUCAAUCAGUGGAGGCAGAUAUCGCUGGUCUGAAGAGACUAUUGGAUGAACUGACACUGGCCAGAUCAGACCUGGAGAUGCAGAUUGAAGGCCUCAGGGAGGAGCUGAUCUUCCUCAAGAAGAACCACGAGGAGGAACUGGCAGCCAUGAGAGGCCAGAUGAGUGGACAGAUCAACGUGGAGGUGGACGCAACGCCACAGCAAGAUUUGAACGCUAUUAUGUCUGAAAUCCGUGAGCAGUAUGAGGCAGCGGCUGCCAAAAACCAGAGAGAGCUUGAAGCAUGGUUCCAAUCAAAGACAGAGGUGCUGAACAAGGAGGUGGCAGCCAGUACAGAAAGUAUUCAAACAUCAAAGUCAGAACUCACUGAGCUCCGCCGCUCUCUACAAGGCCUGGAGAUCGAGCUACAAUCACAACUUAGCAUGAAAGCAGCACUGGAAGGCACAUUGGCAGACACAGAGAAUCGGUACUCCAUGCAGCUCAUGGGCCUGCAGAACCAGGUGACGGGCUUGGAAGAACAGCUGAUGCAGCUGCGUGGUGAAAUGGAGCGCCAGAGCCAAGAGUACCAAAUGCUGCUCGACAUCAAGACACGACUGGAGAUGGAGAUUGCAGAGUACAAGAGGCUGAUGGACGGCGAGGGUAGCAGUGGAAGUUCCUCUUCUUCAAGGACCACAACAAAGGUUAUGGUGGUCACAGAGGAUGUGGUCAAUGGAAAAGUGGUUUCCUCUACUAGGACCACCUCAUAAUCUGUUCCACGCAGCAAAAACAAGAAAGGCAACACCUGAAAGCCACAAACGAAACAGCAGAAACAAACACAUCCUUCACAUACACAUGUGAAUGCAAUAAAAUGGCUUUCAUUUUGACAACUACAA